UCUAAUUACCAUACGCAAGAGGCGGUCUUGCUGCAGAAAAUUACCCCAAGAUAUUCUUAAUAGCCGGGACCAGGCGUUGCCUAGACGAACUGGUCGAUGUUUGAAAUAUUUUUCCCGAGCUCUGGUUAGUUUUAUCAGCAGCCUGUCGUUUUGUGUACACGCGGCAGUCGGUCGUGCAUAUCGCCUGUAGCACGUCAGAUUCCACAGUCCACGUGGUUGUGCUAGAGAGAGAAGCAUGUAUGCCGUAAUAGUACUGGGUUCCUUCGCCGUAAGUUGGGCGAUACAGGACGUUAUCUCGCCCGUGUUGUCGGCUAAGAUGUCGUCUGCGUACCGCAGUCUUUCUGCGAAGGAUAGGGCUGACUGGAACAACAGACUCCUAUCGUCUUGCGCCUCUAUUGUGUUGGGCGCUCUUGCCGUGUAUGGAUUCCUGAGGGACAGCGGACUGAAGCCGGAUGUUGUCAGAUACGAGUCGCCCUACAUGAAAGUGGCCUGUGCAAUAGUAGUGGGAUAUGUAGUUGCAGACCUGAUCAUCAUCGCGUUCCGUUACCGGUACCUGGCCACGCCCCUCAUGAUCCUGCAUCACGUGGUCACAGCCGUAACCUGCAUCCUGUGUGGCCUGAUGAGUCCUCUCGCCCACUUCUAUGGCAACAUGCAGCUGUUAGCUGAGUUGUCAAACCCUCUACUUCAUCUAAGACGCCUGUUGACACUAUCUGGGUGGUCCUACACCUCCCCGCCCCAUGUUGUGACCAGCCUGGCCUUCAUGACCAUGUUCUUCCUGGUGCGAGUGGCGACCAUCCCGGUCUGCUGGUACGGCUGGGUCUACCUCCUCAUGCCGCAGCCCGAGUACGGUCGCGCCGAGUACGCCACGGCCUGGAGGAUCGCCAUCGCGCUGGGCGUCGUGCUACACGGCCUGUACCUGUACUGGUUCUACACAAUAUGUCAAAUGGCCAAGCGGUCUGUACAGUCGUUAUUGCAAAAAGAGGCGGUGAAAAAAAAGUAGAAAUUCCAUAGCCUUGUUUGCCAGGAGUUGGUCCAGCCACACAAUCAAAGACAGGUUAGGAAACGGAUAGAUCCGCCUGGACCAAGGCCUGGUUAACAAGGUUAAUGCCAUAGUACGGUAUAGUGAUUUUUGAAAAUAAACACUCAGGUAUAUUUUUGUUUAUAUUUAUGAUGGUAAAAAACUGACAAAAACAAAAUGAGACGGGUGCAACGGGUGAAUUUAGUUUAUGAAUAGUCACCUUGAAAAUGUAUUUAAUGUCGUUGAUACAGACGCCGGUUAUGGCAAUGAUGAAGCCAAAAGUUUUCUCCAGUAACGUAGGCAUUUUUAAUGCUUGUUACUCAAAUGGAUAAACUGUGUAGUAUUUUAACAUGGGAAACAACCUACAUCAUCAGGAUGACAUGCUUAGCCAACCAGUGAGCAGAAGAAUGCCACAAUUUAUUCUUAUAUUGUCCAUAACUUAAGGGAGGUCAGUGUAUGAUCUGAUUUAGCAGUGAUCAUCUGAAGCCAAAAUUUAUUGCCUUUUCAUUAGAUUAAGUCAGGAUAUAGGGAGCGCAGUUCUAUACUUUCACAUGAUGUGCAAUAUCACCAUUCUACAACUGUGCUUGCCAUACCUCGACUAGAUAAGACAACAUGGCGAUAUGUCUGGCUAAGAUACUCUGCCACCUUACAGGCUAGGAUAGAGGAGAUUGAGACUCUUUGGUUGCUGGUUGGCUGAUCACGCCAAUUUGAUGACGUAUUUUGUAGCCGGUAUAUAAGUGCACAACUAAAUGGUGUCGUGUUGUGAUAGUAUACUGUUGUCGGAGGGAAAUGCUGCUAAUAAAUAGUGUCAUGAAGCACAUUGGCAGAAUGUACUGCACCUGCACGAAACCCGUAAUGUAUUGUACAUAGCACUUCAGCAGAAUGUCUCAUAUAAAGUUGGAUUCGCUCAUAUAAGGUUAACAUUUCGACAGUAGUUUCCAAAUGUUGUGUCGGAAAGAAUAUCCUCUGCAACAGGCAAAAUUAUAAUGCAACGUUGACCAAAAAUCCAUCAAAAAGAGUGAAAAUACGGGGUUCUAUGUAGUCGCAGUACUUUCUGCCGACGUGCUGUGUCAUGACCAGGAUAGUCUAAGAAAAGUCAUCAUGUGACUUGGUUUUCAUGACUUGUAUGUAGGUCUUGAUUCCAGAAAGAUUAAAUGAAUUGGGAGCCAUUUUCUAUAGAUUUCAAUUGAAUAU
Molecule: messenger RNA, 2212 nt
Organism: Branchiostoma belcheri (Belcher's lancelet)
Lineage: Eukaryota; Metazoa; Chordata; Leptocardii; Amphioxiformes; Branchiostomatidae
Product: transmembrane protein 56-A-like
Exons: 6
Coding region: 236-1000 (254 amino acids)
Biological process (GO): lipid homeostasis
Cellular component (GO): endoplasmic reticulum; membrane
Source: RefSeq, a predicted model, not a curated record